Molecule: messenger RNA, 2399 nt
Organism: Cyprinodon tularosa
Lineage: Eukaryota; Metazoa; Chordata; Actinopteri; Cyprinodontiformes; Cyprinodontidae
Gene: stx1b
Product: syntaxin 1B
Exons: 10
Coding region: 383-1249 (288 amino acids)
Biological process (GO): exocytic insertion of neurotransmitter receptor to postsynaptic membrane; intracellular protein transport; vesicle fusion
Cellular component (GO): plasma membrane; endomembrane system; SNARE complex
Molecular function (GO): SNAP receptor activity; SNARE binding
Source: RefSeq, a predicted model, not a curated record
CCUCUCUCUCGCUCACUCGGUUUUUCCUGCCGGGUUGCUGCUGCUUUGCGCGCUGCGGGGCCACACUGCGACCGCACCGAGGAGGAAGAGGAGAAGGCGCGGAGCUAAAGGGGGGGCAGAGGUCCAGAUCUAGAGGAAGAAACAGCGAACCGAGGAGGAGGACCGAUUCCCGCACCGUCACGCACGGAUUAAAAAAAAAAAGAGGCAGAAGGCGGGACGCGUCACAGCGCUCUUCCUCCUUCCAUCUCUGCUCCGCGUCCAGGAGAAGAGGAAGAGGAGGACACCCGGAGGGAACCGCUGGGGAUCUCGGUGUCGGACAGCUCCCCCCCCCUCCCCGGAAACGGAUCAGGGCCGAUUCUCCGCUCUCUAGCAGCCGGACACCAUGAAGGACCGCACGGCGGAACUGCGAAGCGCUAAGGACAGCGAUGAUGAUGAAGAGGUGGUGCAAGUGGACAGGGACCACUUCAUGGAUGAGUUCUUCGAACAGGUGGAGGAGAUCCGAGGCUGCAUAGAGAAGCUGUCAGAGGAUGUGGAGCAGGUGAAGAAGCAGCACAGCGCCAUCCUUGCCGCGCCGAACCCUGACGAAAAGACCAAGCAGGAGUUGGAGGACCUCACAGCUGACAUCAAGAAGACAGCCAAUAAAGUUCGCUCAAAAUUAAAAGCAAUCGAGCAGAGCAUCGAGCAGGAAGAGGGUCUCAACAGAUCAUCAGCAGACCUCCGGAUCCGUAAGACGCAGCACUCGACGCUGUCACGUAAAUUUGUGGAGGUGAUGACCGAGUACAACACCACGCAGUCCAAGUACCGCGACCGCUGCAAGGACCGCAUCCAGAGACAGCUGGAGAUCACUGGAAGAACCACCACUAACGAGGAGUUGGAGGACAUGUUGGAGAGCGGCAAACUGGCCAUCUUCACCGAUGAUAUCAAGAUGGACUCUCAGAUGACCAAACAGGCCCUGAACGAGAUCGAGACCCGACACACCGAGAUCAUCAAGCUGGAAAACAGCAUCCGGGAGCUGCAUGACAUGUUCGUGGACAUGGCCAUGCUGGUGGAGAGCCAGGGAGAAAUGAUUGACAGAAUUGAGUACAACGUAGAACACUCCGUGGACUACGUGGAGCGAGCCGUUUCCGACACCAAGAAGGCCGUAAAAUACCAGAGCCAGGCUCGCAAGAAGAAGAUUAUGAUCAUCAUCUGCUGCGUCAUCCUCGGCGUGGUCCUGGCGUCAACCAUCGGCGGCACGCUGGGCUUCUAGGACGUUCCUCCACCUGCUGCCAUGAUGACUGACGCCGACCGACUGACCGACAGCCAGCAGAGAAAAGAAACAGCAACGACAACACAAAAACUUGAAACACAAAUGCAAGACCGACUACCAAUCAGCUAGAAAGAGAUAAUCCAAUCACAGAUAAGAGGAAACACCAGGGGUUUGGGCGGGGUACAAAAAGCAAAGAAGAAAACACAGUAAGACCAGAUUAUAGGUGACUUAUCCACACAACGUAUAAAAAGAGAGGGGAAAACAAACCUAUCUAUGUAAAUGUAUUGAACAUAUGAAGCAACAUGUGGGUUAGCUACCUGUAAAAAAUGAUAACCUAUAAUAUGAAGUUUUCGUUGUUGUUUGUUUGGCUGUUUUGUUAUGUUUUGAGGUUUUUUUGUUUGUUUUUCGGGAGUCUCCAAGGACAGUGACGGCUGCUGGGUGGGAGUUCUGUGGGGAAAAUCUGUGCUUAGGGUUCCUUCCGUCCAAUUCAGGACACAAACACCCAAUACGUCCAUGGAGAAAAACCGUUCCAGAUGUACUAGAAGGGAACGUUCUAGAGCUUGCCGUACAAUGCUCAUUUCUGAAGGGGCCAGGAACGUUUUUGGCCCACCUCUCAUUGGCUGCUUUGUCCCAUCAAUCACUUUGGUCAGCGUGCUACUGUUAGACCGUGAUAGGCGCCCUGAGAUGCGUUCACAGCCAGCUGUCUGGUUGGGGAAACACCACAUCGAUAAGGGGGGAGGUCAGACUCCCCAUAUUGUUGCCUUGAUCCAACCAAAGAGCUGAGGAGGGAGGGCCUCUGAUCGUCCUGGUUGUGCCGAUCGGCCAGUUUAUGGUGUAAAGGGAGGGCUAGGUGAGCAGUGGUCGGAUGUCGGGAAGGAGAUUUUAAAAGGAGGUGGGGGGAGAUGGACAGUUAAUCUAUGCAGUCUAGAUAAGAGAAAGACCACUGGUCCCGCCUAACCAACACUGAAAAAGCAGAUGAGAACCUGGACUUCAUAAAAAAAAAAAAAAACAGCCUGAUCCCAGCAGGGGGCGUCAUCCUCAAGCUGUUCUUCUGGAAGACUUUGCAAAAAAAUAAAAAAAAUAAUAGAAAAAUAAAGGAAAAGCAUCAAAACCAACAAGCAAGCAAACUGAGGUUCCCUGAGUGUGGCGG